This is a messenger RNA of Dromaius novaehollandiae (emu), 2960 nucleotides long. RefSeq names its product CD28 molecule (gene CD28). The transcript has 4 exons. Gene Ontology annotation, biological process: T cell receptor signaling pathway; immune response; T cell activation. Gene Ontology annotation, cellular component: external side of plasma membrane; membrane. The coding region runs from base 152 to 820 and encodes 222 amino acids. The record is from RefSeq and is a predicted model, not a curated record. NCBI's taxonomy places the organism in Eukaryota, Metazoa, Chordata, Aves, Casuariiformes, Dromaiidae.
GGAGGAGGAGGAGGAGGAGGAGGAGAAGAGCAGCGGUGCGAGUGGCCAAGGGUGCAGCUGGGCCUCGCGGCGUGGCUGGUGGUGCAGAGCCCCGCGCGCCUCUGCGGCGCUCGCGGGGUGAGGACAAGGCCCGGGGCCCACCAUCAGCACCAUGCUCCUGGGGAUCCUCGUGGCGCUCUGCUUCCUCCCGGCCGCUCAUGCAACAGAAAACAAGAUUUUAGUGGCUCAGCAUCCUUUGCUCACUGUAGAAAACAAAACAGCGACUCUGGUCUGCAACUACACGUACAAUGGGACGGGGAAGGAGUUCCGAGCUUCGCUGCACAAGGGCACAGACAGUGCAGCUGAGGUCUGCUUUGUCUCAUGGAACAUGACCAAAAUUAGCAGUAAUUCAAAUAAAGAAUUCAACUGCAAGGGCAUUCAUGAUAAAGACAAAGUAAUCUUCAAACUUUGGAAUAUGACUGCCAACCAAACCGACAUUUACUUCUGCAAAAUCGAGGUCAUGUAUCCACCCCCAUAUGUCUACAACGAGAAGAGCAAUGGGACCGUCAUUCAUGUGACAGAGACACCCAUCCAAAUACAAGAGCCUCAGUCUGCAAGCUCUUACUGGAUUAUGGUGGCAGUGACUGGAGUUCUUGCUUUCUACAGUACGCUAAUAACUGCAGUCUUCAUUAACUACUGGCAAAAAAGCAAGGAGAAAAUGUAUCAUCAGAGUGACUACAUGAACAUGACUCCCCGGCAUCCACCUUACCAGAAGAACAAGGGUUACCCGUCCUACGCGCCCACGCGAGACUACACUGCAUACCGCUCCUGGCAGCCGUGAUCCCCACCGUCCGACCCACCCGCACCCCGGGGUGCUCCUCGUCGUCACUUGCGCCUGGACAUGGAAGGACAGCCAGUCAUUUCUCAUCAUGUUUGUUGUCAUCGAUCAUGGAUACCUACACCAUGGCAAGUAUUGGCUAAACUUCGACGGUAUGCACAAAGGAAAAAAAAGCAAACAUGAAAAAUUGAAAAUUUAAACAAGGAUUGUUUUCCACAACGGCUGAAAAUGAGAUACGACUUGUGUUGAAGGUUGAGAGUGGGUAAGACAGACAGAUGGCAUCGGACCUCCAAGCUGGUCUCCUCUUAACACUUGUGAUUUUGCUCAGCUGUUGGGAGAACCAGGACUUCUGACCUUUCCCAAUAACUGUUGCCUCAGAUUUAACCCUUAAUUUCUUUUCCUGUAUAUCUAAUCCUCAGAAAUGCAACCCAUAUUGCUGUUAAAACUGGCAAAAUGCAGAAAACCACAAUUCCCCCCACUCCCCAAGACAGGGCACAGUCUGAAGUUCAAAACACAUGUUCAGAAAAAGAGAGGGAAAAGUCAGCCAGAGGUAUCCGGGCUAUCAGGUUAGGACACAAAUGGGCUGUCUGGACAAACCAAGAUUGAUGGAAAACCACUAAACCUUCAACACGUGAGUCCUUAGGUUGGUCAUUUCAUAAAUCUGACUAAGAUGAUUUGAAGCCAUGAUCAAACAACUCCACGGAGUGAGAAAGCAACUAACCUGAAGAUAAAAGCAAGACAAGCCGGAGAGGAAGAGAGAUCUGUUGUCAUCACGAAACGCCCCUUUUGCAUUACGUUUGCCUACAGCAAGGGAGCGCAAGGCCUGCAGCGAAGUCGCGUGGGAAGCAUUAGAACGCACCGAGGUCAGAUUUUGAGGACAGCUUUACUCUUCUGCUGAAUUUUUACUUCUACCCAAAAGACACUCACUCAGCUGAGUCCUCCUGAAAAUCUGUCCGCUUCUGAUACCAACGUUGUAUCAGAGCUCUUCUGAAAAUCUCGGUCCAGUUACAAGCGAAUAAAGAUAACUUGAAAAUUCUUCCCUCAGCACCCAGUUUUUUGGGUGUGAGAAGGUCCUCAGUUCCUACCACAGCCAACAGGGUCUGCAAGUGCUCAGCCACUUGCAGGGACUGCUCUGGGCACCUUGAGGAACUUUGUGCUGGCUGGAGAUUACUUUGUUACCUAAAGAGGUUUUCAGGGAUGCUCCAUGCAGGAUGGGGUCUUCAGCAAAACUUACGUCAUUCCUUUAAUUAAGCAUGUUUACAUUAGCAAGGAAUCCUACACUGUGAUUGGGGUGGUCGUAACGUAAAAUCUUUUCUGAUGCUGAGGAGAUGAGAUUUAUUUUUUAGGGACUACUGAACAAACAAUUAAAUGAAAAUAAAUCCAUAUUUCCACCUUGAAAUAAAAAUCAAGAUCAUCCAACACUUACUUUACUCCAAAACUGGAAAAAAGAUUCUUUCUAUCUUGGAGAGGAAAUGACAAAAAUAGCGAUGUGGAAGGGUGGCAACAAUCUGCUUUGACAUUUUAACCCAAGUACAAAUUUCGGCACUUCCAAAUGGGAAGUUUUAUCCGCGUUUGCUGACCAGACCAGGCCCAAACCCUUCAUUCAGCCACGCCGACGCGCGCCGCGCUCCCGGACGGUGCCGGCUCGCCGCCGGGCCCCCUGCCCCCACCACAGGCGCGCGACCCCCGAGCGGGGACACGACCGCCGUGCGCCCGCCGCGGGGGAGAGGGGCACACCGCCACGUCGGGUCGCGCGGGCUCCUCUGGCCGCCCGGCAGCAGGCCGGGGCGCGGCCUCGGCGGUCUCGCGGUGCCGUCGCUGCGUAACGCAGCCGGCACGGGCGCUCUCGGCCCCGCGCGCAGCCAGAAACCUCACCUGCUCGCGCGCGUGCAGGGCCAGAGGGCAAACGUGCAGCGCAAGCCGGCAUAAAACAGGGUCAACGUUCCUCGUUUGAACUGCAUACGUACAUAUAUCUUCAGAAAUGAUAAAUGUAUCUAUUUCAGUAUGUCUAGAUUCCUCAGAGUUUUAUUAUACUUUUUGUAAUCUCCUUUUAAAAUUAUUAAAUAGAUACAGUAAAUUAAAUCUUGAAUAAAUGCUUUGGGCCUGAGGCUACUCAGAGGAAAGUAUUACUUUCUAAAGUAAA